AUGCAUGUGCAGAGCCGCCACAAAAGAGCCUGGAUCAUCACCUCCUUCACGAUAGAAGAGGGUCACCCCGGCCCGUUCCCCUACGAGCUGGGCAAAAUUGACAUCGAGCGAGCUUACAGAGUUUACUUUGGGCUCUACGGAGAAGGGGUGGACGAGGAUCCCAAAGGGGUUCUGUCCAUAGACAAGGAAAGUGGCCUGAUCUAUGUGCACAAAGCGGUGGACUACGAGGAGAAGCAGAUGCUGACGUUGCAUUUUGAAACCAAAAAAUCCGACUUCUCUUUGGAUACAAAAUUAGGCGUUCAAAUCUCCAUACUUGACAUCAACGACAACCCCCCUGUUUUCCAAAGGAGUUUGUAUGAAAUAACAACGCCAGAAGACACAGCCCAAGGUUCAUUCCUCAUGACCGUGUUGGCCCAGGACCGAGACCAGCAAGGAUCCCCCAACUCCACCUUUCACUACACCAUCAAGUCUGCGUCCCCACAAACAGAAAACGCCCAGUUCUUUAUCGACAAGGACACGGGCAAAAUCUCAUUCAAAGGAUGUUUGGAUCAUGAGGCGAUAGAGGCAAUAGACCACGGUGAUGAGAUCAGCCUGUCCAGCUCAACCACAGUGGUCAUCAAGAUCCAGGACGGAAACAACCAUCUGCCCACCAUCAGCGGCCAAACGGGGAGUGGGAAAGUAAAGGAAGGGGAGAGUGGGACGUCUCCUCUGAGGGUCCAUGUGACAGACAGAGACAGCCCUCAGAGCCCCGCGUGGAGAGCCAGGUACGCCAUCAGAGGAGCGGACGCCCAGCACUUUAAGAUCGAGACGGACCCAGAGACUAACGAUGGCAUUCUCACGGUGCUCACUCCGCUCAACUACGAGGAGACGGCUCACACGGACCUCACCGUCUCGGUGGAGAACGAGUUGCCUUUUUUCAGCUGCAUAGUUAAGAAGAAAACGGCCACCGACUUAUGGGAAGUAAAUCUGGUAAAUGGUGAAGAGGGCGUUUCUGUUCAGUCCCAGGAGGUAAACGUCACUAUUGAAGUAGAAGAUGUAAACGACCCACCUGCGUUCCAUGUGACAGUGAAGGAGGCCAUGCUGGAGGAGAACAGUCCUGUUGGGACCCGGGUGACAGAGGUGACGGCCCACGACCACGACUCCAGCCACUCAAGUCGAUUUGUGUAUAAAAUCGGUGAUGAUCCAGCAGGGUGGGUGCAGGUCGACCCCAAAACGGGUGACAUCACAACAGUCAAAGUCAUUGACCGAGAAUCUCCCCAUGUUGUGAAUGGCAUCUACACAGUCCUCAUAUAUGCAGCAGACGAGGGAGAGCCACCAAUGACGGGGACGGCUACAGUGAACAUACAUGUAGCAGACAAGAACGACAACGUGCCCCAGCUGGAGGUGGACUUUGUGGAUGUGUGCAAGUCCGAAAACAUCACCACAACCAACAUCACAGCUUUUGACCUGGACAAUCCCCCAUUUGGAGGGCCGUUUACAUUUGAGCUUCUCGGAGAUGUUCAUGAUAAAUGGAGUCUAAACCCCUCUUAUGGUUACACUGCCGGUUUGGUGAAGGAGUCCACGGUGUUCGUGGGUCCACAUACACUCAGUCUGAAGGUCCUGGACCUGCAGGGACAGUUUGGCAUCCACAGCCUGAGGGUGACUGUCUGUGACUGCUCUCUUGCACCAAACUGUCGAACCCGCAGAGAAAGCACCCUCGCCGCCUCCUCUGUGGUAGUGGGCCUAGUGUUUUUAGCACUGCUGGUACUACUUGCUGGACUUCUGCUGGCUCUGUUUGUGACCUGUGAGAAAGACUUCAUGAUCCUGGAGCUUCCAGAUUCAGAGGGAACAAUGCUGUCCUCACACAUGGAGCAUCCGGGCACAGACUGCAAGGUUCCUUUAAACGUGUACGGCAUGUCCACGGAUGAGCACGCGUCCAGACAACACGACCAAGCCCAGCGCACAGACAUGGAUAUGGAACAAAACAUGGGAGGCAUGCAGUUAAUAGAUUAUAGUGAGCAAUUCUCAACGCAAGUUUCGCAGCAAUUUUACCAUGAAGGGAAUCAGUGGGAAAGGUUUGCUGAUAAAACAACAGGAGGCCAGCUUUAUAAACAGCAGCUGUCCAGAAAAGCACAUUUCAGGCACAACUCAAAGUCAGAAAUAAUCUGGAAAGAAGCCAUAAUGAUGCUGCUUCAUGAUAAGUUACUGUCACUGCAGGAGGCCGAGGAGCAGCUGCAGGAAGACUCUCUUCAUAUUUACAGAGAGGAGGGAGAAGACUGUACUUCAGAACUGGAACACAUUCCCAUCCCAGAGACAGACUCCAGCCACUAUCUGAACAACCUGAGCCCUGCUUUUAAGAGCCUUGCAGCCAUUUGUAGAGAACAUUCCAAAUGUUAA
Messenger RNA from Knipowitschia caucasica, 2376 nucleotides. The record is from the annotation of a GenBank genome assembly. NCBI's taxonomy places the organism in Eukaryota, Metazoa, Chordata, Actinopteri, Gobiiformes, Gobiidae.